Paramuricea clavata is the source of this 438-nucleotide messenger RNA. The record is from the annotation of a GenBank genome assembly. Lineage: Eukaryota; Metazoa; Cnidaria; Anthozoa; Malacalcyonacea; Plexauridae.
AUGGACGAUUCAUCGCCAGACAUAAAUAAAUUGGAAUUGAAUAAACUUAAAUGGAGCACAACCAAUUUCACCGUCUCUGAAUUCUUAAAAAAAUUCAAAUUACCACAGGUUGUUAAAGUUACUUCUGGUUUCUAUGGCGAAAAUGAUGAAUCCACUCUAGACGAAGAUCAAGUAUUAUGUUUGCAUUCGGUGAAAUCCAUCAGGAAGCUACACGGUCGAGAUAGCAGCGGUAAAGAUGCUAUUUCAAUCGCGCUGGACUGUCAGAAAAAGAUCGAAGUGAGUCCAUCGAAUUUGAAAGAUGUUUAUGAAAAUGUGGAGGAAUUAUGUUCGGCAUUCCCAAGUUAUGUCCGUAUUUCACAAGGUGAAUUAAUUGCGUAUCACUUUAUAGUCGUACUGCAACAAAAUGGAGUUUAUGCAUGUAAGACGGCGACAUCAUGA